CCGGUUUCUUGCGUCCGGAAAGUCGUAGACUCUUGCCGGCAGCACCUCCAAGACAGCAGCUCAGAGACCACGAAGAGGGGACGGCCGCUGCCGCCGCCGCCGCCACCACCGCCAGCCACCACGGAGGAAAAGCAAGGGAAGGAUGUGGGUUUUUGGUUACGGGUCUCUCAUCUGGAAGGUGGACUUCCCCUAUCAGGACAAGCUGGUUGGCUAUAUCUCAGGCUACAGCAGGCGCUUCUGGCAGGGCAGCACCGACCACCGCGGAGUUCCUGGCAAGCCUGGAAGAGUUGUGACUCUUGUUGAAGACCCUGCGGGUUCUGUAUGGGGUGUUGCUUACAAACUGCCAGUAGGAAAGGAAGAAGAAGUAAAAGCAUACCUUGAUUUCAGAGAGAAAGGAGGCUACAGGACCACAACAGUCAUUUUUUAUCCAAAAGAUUCCACAACAGAACCAUUCAGUGUGUUGCUAUAUAUUGGAACAUGUGAUAAUCCUAAUUAUCUUGGUCCUGCACCUCUGGAAGACAUCGCUGAACAAAUUUUUAAUGCAGCUGGUCCAAGUGGAAAAAAUACAGAAUAUCUUUUUGAACUUGCAAAUUCUAUGAGAAGCCUUGUGCCAGAAGAUGCAGAUGAGCAUCUUUUCUCUUUAGAAAAAUUAGUAAAGGAACGUUUAGAAGGAAAGCAGAACUUCAAUUGCAUAAAAAGACCUAAUUGAUUUUUCCAAACAAGCAGAACUUUUAAUCUUCAGAGAAUGGCUUCAUUACACAAUGGCAAUAUGAUUUGUAAACAUGUUUACUUGAUAAUCUUAGUUGUGUUUAAUGUUGUAGUCAAGAUAAUAUCUAAAUUCAUAGUUUAAUUGCAGUUGGCCUGAAACUCAUACAUACUCAAAAUAUUGGGAUAUAGUUAAAGAAAAAAUUCAUUUCAAUAAUAUAAUGAAUGAUUCUCCAGCUAUAUGAUAUUGAAUACUUGCUCAUGAGAAGUUCUUUAGAAAAAUACAAUGAAGGACUCAGUUCAGAUCUUGUUUUUAUCUAAAUAAAUACAAUUCUGUUGUUUCAUAUUGCAAUACUAUUUUAAAGUUGUGGAGAAUUAGACCAAAAGUCCAGUAAUUAUAAUAAGACUAUGCCUUUAAUAUAUUCCCAUAUGUUACUCUGUAAUCAUGGUUUAAAAUAAAUAAGCUUAAAAUAACGUAUAAUUAGAUAUGUAUGGUAAUAUAGACAAGAUUUUGGCCUUGAUCGUGAACUUCUUUGUUUAGAUUUUAAAUGAAACUCCAAUUUAAGCCAAAAAGUUAGCAUUCUAAUAUAAAAAUUUCCUUGGAAUUAUAAUGUACUGUAUCUCUCCUUUUUUGAAUAAAUGUAUUUGACUACACAGUAAAAACCCUUUCAGCUAGAAAAGCACAAAUUAUACAAAUUAUGUCUAACAAUUUAUCAUUCAAUUUGUAUUAAUCUUAUACUGAAACUUUAAAAAAAAAGAUAGGCUUUUUGAUAUUACAAAUUAACAGAAACAUAUAUAAUGAAAGUUUGCUGUUUGAAAUGGCAUUUAGAAUUGUAAUUUUUUAAAGUAAGAAGUGGUGUUACCUGAUCAUUUGCUACAGUUUUUUUUUUUCCUUCUUACAUCUUGUCACUUAACAAAGGUAUCCACUAAAUAGUGUGAUGAUGCUACCCACCUAGGAACCAUGUAUAAUUAACACAUGCAAAAGUAAUCUUGAUUCAGACUAAUCAGAUCAGUUCUUAUUAGAAGUGAUUUCCUUCUCAACAGGACAUGCAGUCUCUCUAAAAUCUUUCAACAUGAGAAGAAUUUCAGUAUCACAUUAGAUUUAAUGUGAAACUAAUAAUUAGUACCAAAGUUGUUCAUGUAAAAUAAAGCUGCCCUUUUCAUGUUUUUUUUUUUUAAUUUGUUAUAAAUACCUUACUUGGUAAUUUAGUCAGCUAUAUAAAAUUUAAAAUAUUUUCCAACAUUUUCAGUAUUAGCUUUCUAGAAGGCAUUUCUCUUGUCCUAUACAACAAGAAAAGCACUAACAUUCAUUAAUGAAUAUUUCAUAAGGAUGUACUAGGCACUUUACACACAGGAGCAUCCUCUCAGCUUGUUUUCACAGUAACUUGUAUACAAGUACACAUCCAGUAAGAAGCAGAAGUCCGUGUCUCUGUUAAAGCGCAAGAGUCUACAAUAUAUUUAAAAAUCCACAUCUUUACUAACCUACAUCUUUUUUGUGUGUGUAAUGAAAUAAUAUGUGGCUUGUUAGAUAGAGAUAUUAAUUUUGAUAGAUGUAUACAGAUUCCCACAAAUAUUAGCCUGUCCAAGAGUCACAUGCCAUACAUAGCUCAGAAUCACACAGAUGUAUUCAGAGAUUCAGCCUUUCAUUCUACAAAUAAACCUAAGUCCAAAGAAA
Bubalus bubalis (water buffalo) is the source of this 2380-nucleotide messenger RNA. RefSeq names its product ChaC glutathione specific gamma-glutamylcyclotransferase 2 (gene CHAC2). Gene Ontology annotation, molecular function: gamma-glutamylcyclotransferase activity; glutathione specific gamma-glutamylcyclotransferase activity. The record is from RefSeq and is a predicted model, not a curated record. The transcript has 3 exons. The coding region runs from base 143 to 709 and encodes 188 amino acids. Gene Ontology annotation, cellular component: cytoplasm. Gene Ontology annotation, biological process: glutathione catabolic process. NCBI's taxonomy places the organism in Eukaryota, Metazoa, Chordata, Mammalia, Artiodactyla, Bovidae.